UUUUCAACGUUUCCUUCAUUUCUAUGUUUUCUUCUGAUUGAAGAGAAACGAUAAUAAUGCUUCCAUUUUCAAUGGUUCUGUUUCUCUUUAUAACCAUUGUUCACUCAGGAGUUUAUGGGGAGGAGAACGUGACCUUAGUGAGUGAAAAAGAGUCACUUGUUUCAUUCAUGUCAGGCAUUUUUUCUGACCCCAAAAACGUUCUAAAAAGUUGGAAGUCCCCAAGUGUACAUGUUUGCAAUUGGUAUGGUGUAAGAUGCAACAAUGCAAGUGACAACAAGAUCAUAGAGCUUGCUCUUAAUGGAAGCUCACUUGGGGGCACUAUUUCCCCUGCUCUUGCUAAUCUUUCUUAUUUGCAAAUUCUUGAUCUUUCUGACAAUUUUUUGGUGGGUCACAUUCCAAAAGAACUGGGCUAUUUGAUUCAGCUUCAACAACUCAGUUUAUCAGGGAAUUUUCUUCAAGGGGAAAUUCCCUCUGAGUUGGGUUCAUUUCACAACUUGUACUACCUUAACAUGGGAAGUAAUCAGCUUGAGGGUGAGGUUCCACCCUCACUUUUUUGCAAUGGGUCUUCCACAUUGAGGUAUAUAGACCUCUCUAACAAUUCCUUGGGAGGACAAAUACCCUUGAGUAAUGAGUGUAUCCUUAAAGAGCUUAGGUUCCUCUUACUUUGGUCAAACAAUUUUGUAGGCCAUGUUCCUUUAGCUCUUUCAAACUCCAGAGAACUGAAAUGGUUUGACGUGGAAUCAAAUAGGUUGAGUGGGGAGUUACCAUCUGAAAUUGUAAGUAAUUGGCCACAACUACAAUUCCUCUACCUAUCAUAUAAUGGCUUUGUUAGCCAUGAUGGUAACACCAAACUUGAACCUUUCUUCUCUUCCUUGAUGAAUUUGUCUAACAUGCAAGGCCUCGAAUUGGCGGGAAAUAAUCUAGGAGGGAAGCUACCUCAAAAUAUUGGUGAUCUUCUUCCUAGUAGCCUGUUACAACUUCACCUAGAAGACAAUCUUAUACAUGGUUCUAUACCUUCAAACAUUGCAAACCUUGUCAAUCUGACUCUUCUAAACUUUUCCAGCAACUUGCUAAAUGGAUCAAUACCUCACAGCCUCUGCCAGAUGGGGAAGCUAGAGCGAAUUUAUUUGUCAAAUAAUUCACUAUCUGGGGAGAUUCCUUCAACCCUUGGUGGCAUUAGGCGUCUGGGGCUUCUUGACUUGUCAAGAAACAAGCUUUCUGGCUCAAUACCAGACACUUUUGCUAACCUCACACAGUUAAGAAGGCUUUUACUUUAUGACAACCAGCUUUCUGGAACCAUCCCACCAAGUCUGGGAAAAUGUGUCAAUUUGGAGAUUUUAGACCUAUCCCACAACAAGAUUUCAGGGUUGAUCCCUAAGGAAGUUGCAGCCUUUACUAGCUUGAAACUCUACUUGAAUUUAUCAAGUAAUAACUUAGAUGGGCCUUUACCAUUAGAGCUCUCCAAAAUGGACAUGGUGCUGGCUAUUGACCUAUCCAUGAACAAUCUCUCUGGCAGAAUCCCACCACAGCUUGAAAGUUGCAUAGCAUUAGAGUACCUGAACCUUUCUGGAAACUCCUUAGAAGGCCCUCUACCGGAUUCAUUGGGCAAAUUGGAUUAUAUUCAAGCACUUGAUGUGUCUUCAAAUCAAUUGACAGGGGUAAUACCACAGUCCCUUCAGUUGUCCUUGUCCACUCUCAAGAAAGUUAAUUUCUCUUCCAACAAAUUCUCAGGGAGUAUCUCAAACAAGGGAGCCUUUUCAUCUUUUACCAUAGACUCUUUCCUAGGAAAUGAUGGUCUUUGUGGCUCGGUAAAAGGCAUGCAAAACUGCCACACGAAACCAAGGUAUCAUUUGGUUCUCCUCCUACUAAUUCCAGUGUUACUAAUUGGCACCCCCUUGCUGUGCCUGUGCAUGCAGGGGUACCCCACCAUAAAAUGUUCAAAAGAAAGAAUGCAAAUGGCAAUAGUUAGCAAAGGAGACUUUGAUGAUGAAGACGAGGAAACAAAGGAGCUCAAGUACCCAAGAAUUUCAUAUAGACAACUCAUUGAGGCCACAGGAGGCUUUAGUGCUUCAAGCCGAAUUGGUUCAGGUCGAUUUGGACAGGUCUACAAAGGAAUUCUCCGAGAUAACACACGAAUAGCAGUGAAGGUGUUAGACACAGCAACAGCUGGUGAUAUUAUUUCAGGGAGCUUCAGAAGGGAAUGCCAAAUCCUGACGAGGAUGAGACACAGGAAUUUAAUAAGGAUCAUCACAAUUUGCAGUAAAAAGGAGUUUAAGGCUCUUGUUCUUCCACUGAUGCCAAAUGGUAGUCUUGAGCGGCACUUAUAUCCGAGCCAGAGGUUAGAUAUGGUUCAGCUGGUGAGGAUCUGCAGUGAUGUAGCUGAGGGAAUGGCCUAUUUGCACCACUAUUCUCCAGUUAGAGUAGUGCACUGUGAUCUUAAGCCGAGCAAUAUACUACUUGAUGACGAUUUCACAGCUUUGGUAACUGAUUUUGGUAUCGCAAGGCUUGUAAAAAGUGAUGACAACAUGCCCACAAGUGACUCAUCUUUCUGUUCAACACAUGGCUUGUUAUGUGGCUCCCUUGGCUACAUAGCUCCUGAGUAUGGAAUGGGAAAACAUGCAUCAACUCAAGGUGAUGUUUACAGUUUUGGUGUACUUGUGCUAGAAAUAGUGACGGGUAGACGCCCAACAGAUGUCCUUGUCCAUGAAGGGUCUUGCUUGCAUGAGUGGAUUAAGAAACAAUAUCCACACGAGCUUGGUAACAUUGUUGAACAAGCAAUGCAAAGAUGCUGCUCUUCUCCCUCUGGCAUGCCUAAUCAGUAUCACAAAUUUGGGCAAGAUGUUAUGUUGGAACUCAUAGAGUUGGGGCUUCUCUGCACACACCACAAUCCUUCAACAAGACCAAGCAUGUUGGAUGUAGCCCAAGAAAUGGGAAAGUUGAAGGACUACCUUUCUCAUCUAUCAUCUUCUCUGUUGAGGCUGACUGAAGAUAAAUUUAGCCAGAAAAUAAAUAACUAAGUUACCAUUAGAGUUUCAUUUUGGUAUAUGGCUGGUGUGAACUUUUUUAUAUUAUUAAUCAAUUAAAUAACACAAUAGAUAUGAUUUUUGAAGUA
Glycine soja is the source of this 3112-nucleotide messenger RNA. Its product is annotated as putative leucine-rich repeat receptor-like serine/threonine-protein kinase At2g24130. The transcript has 2 exons. Gene Ontology annotation, molecular function: ATP binding; protein kinase activity; protein binding. The coding region runs from base 57 to 3017 and encodes 986 amino acids. Gene Ontology annotation, cellular component: plasma membrane. The record is from RefSeq and is a predicted model, not a curated record. Gene Ontology annotation, biological process: protein phosphorylation; hormone-mediated signaling pathway. Lineage: Eukaryota; Viridiplantae; Streptophyta; Magnoliopsida; Fabales; Fabaceae.